Messenger RNA from Varanus komodoensis (Komodo dragon), 1326 nucleotides. It is a transcript of the gene FIBCD1, whose product is annotated as fibrinogen C domain containing 1. The coding region runs from base 19 to 1326 and encodes 435 amino acids. NCBI's taxonomy places the organism in Eukaryota, Metazoa, Chordata, Lepidosauria, Squamata, Varanidae. The record is from RefSeq and is a predicted model, not a curated record. The transcript has 7 exons.
AGGGACAGACCCCAGCGGAUGAGCUGCGGUUAUGUCUUGUGCACGGUCCUCCUGUCCGUGGCCGUCCUCUUGGCCGUCAUCGUCACCGGCGCCAUCCUCUUCAUGAAUCACUAUCACACGCCCGUCACGGAGUCCCCGCCCAUCAUCAGCACCAACCCCGACGAGGCCAACGCCCUGGUCACCAUCGAGAAAGCCGACAGCUCCCGCAUCAACAUCUUCAUCGACCCGAACUGCCCCGAGCAGGGGAACGGGCUCGCCCACCUGGAAGGCCUCCAGGCGUCCCUCCUGCGGGCCAUCAGCGACCACGACGCGGAGGCCAAGGCGUCCACGGGGCAGGCGAGGGCCUUGCUGGGCGGCCUGUCGGAUGAAGUGUCCCGGCUGCUCUCGCACGCCACUCAGCUCCGGACGGACUGCGACAGCCUGAAGAAGGGGCACAGCGCCAUGGGGCAGGAGCUGAGCGCCCUGCAGAACGAGCAGGGGCGCCUCAUCCAGUUGCUCUCGGAAAGCCAGGCCAACAUGGCCAGGCUGGUGAACUCGGUCAGCGAUGUCCUGGACACCUUGCAGAAGGACCGUGGGGUGGUCCGGCCACGGCUCAAAGCGGACCUCCAGAAAGCUCCAGCGCGGGGCACUCGGCCAAAGGGAUGCUCCAACGGCUCCCGGCCUCGGGACUGCUUUGACAUCUACACAAGCGGACAAGAAGAGGAUGGUGUUUUUUCUGUCUUCCCCACUCACUACCCCGAGGGCUUCCAGGUCUAUUGUGACAUGACGACAGACGGUGGCGGAUGGACGGUCUUUCAGCGGCGCGAGGACGGCUCUGUGAAUUUCUUCCGUGGAUGGGAAGCUUACCGGGAUGGAUUUGGGAAGCUCACUGGAGAACACUGGUUAGGGCUGAAGCGGAUCCACGCCCUGACCACACAAGCCAACUACGAGCUGCGCAUCGAUCUGGAAGACUUCGAUAACGGCACGGCCUUUGCCCAUUAUGGAACCUUUUCCGUGGGUUUGUUUUCGGUUGACCCCGAGGAGGACGGCUACCCAGUUGCCGUUGCCGACUAUUCUGGGACAGCAGGAGACUCCUUCCUGAAGCACAGCGGCAUGAAGUUCACCACCAAGGACCUGGACAACGACCACUCGGAGAACAACUGUGCCGCCUUCUACCACGGUGCCUGGUGGUACCGCAACUGCCACACCUCCAACCUGAACGGCCAGUACCUCAAGGGCCACCACAGUUCCUACGCCGACGGAGUGGAGUGGUCCUCCUGGACGGGCUGGCAGUAUUCCCUCAAGUUCACGGAGAUGAAGAUCCGGCCUGUGAGAGAUGAUAAUUAG